UCUUGCAUAACUUGCUUUUCCAAUCUGUAGGUUUCAGGCACUAUAUUGAUUUUGGAUUAGUUCUUUUUUCUAGAUAAAGUCUGGUAACUAUGAAGGCAUGUUAAUGUGCACAUUCAUCUACUGAUUUAAUAGGUUUAUAACUGUACGUCCUGGUUUAUCUAUGGAUGUUGGAAAGUGAGGAUUUGCCAGCAUGCACAUAGUGAAUUGUUAGUGUCAGGAAGGGUUGGUAGAAAAGGGUGAAAAAGAAACGUGCUGGCAAAAUGGAGAAGACUCUGAACAGAAUUCAUCCAGUUUCUGAUCCAGAAACAACCUACUUCCUACAAGUAUCAUGGGAAAAGGAUUUAGGCAGUGGCUUUGGUAUACUUCUUACUGAUGGUCAGUGCUCAUGGACUGGGACAGUGUCUGAGGCAGAAAUUUCCAGGGAGGCUGCUGACAUGGAAAUGAACAAGGCAAAGUAUGUGGAAGAGCUGAAGAAAGCAUUGGUGACUAGAGAAGAGUCAGCUGGCAAAUACAACUUUGUGAUUUCAAGAGAUCAAGAAAAUAUGGUGUGUCAGUUCUCCUACGAAAGAAGUCUGAAAGAUGGCUCUUUCAGACUUGGCUCUGUGAGGCUGCAGGAGGUCUUGAGUCCAGAUGAGGUGGUGAAGGAGCUCAUUGGUUACUGCCUGGACAGCUUGGGAAAACUGCAGGCCAAAAAUGAGCACCUGCAGAGAGAAAAUGAAAGGCUUUUCAGCAACUGGAGUGACGCUGAGAGGAGGCUGGAAAAAUGUGUGGAGGCUAAAGAGAAGCUGGAGGCAGAUCUUUAUAACCGGUUUAUUCUGGUGCUGAAUGAGAAGAAGGCAAAGAUAAGAAACUUACAGAAGUUGGUGAAUGAAGCCAAAGAAUCUGCAGCAGAUGCCAAAUGUACCAGGGAUAGUAUAACUACUACUCAGAUGGUUAUAAAGAGAGAAAAUGACUAUGAUGCCAGCACUGAUGAGGAAAGUGAAAGUUUAACACAGGCUUCGUUACCAUCAGCACCGGAGCGAAGGGAUUCCUCCUUCCUGGGGAGCCCAGAUGUUGCUGACACAGCUCCAAGAAGGAAGAGAAGACAAAGGGCUGCAAAACCUGCUGGGACAGGGCCUAAGGUGGCAGCUUAUGAGGCAGAACAACCACCUGAAGAAAAACCUGACCUGGCCUCACAGAAGACAUCAGGCCAGCAUUCCGUGGAUUGGAACCUGGAAACACUGAAGAACACUUGUGAGCCAGAGGACCUCUUUGAUGACAUGUAGCCACAUGUGGGCUGAGAGACAGAGACUGGUGCUUCUAACAGCGAUAAGCUGUAAAACUAAAAGGCUUUUUUAAUAGAGUAGAACCAAGAUCUGUGCUCUGAGGCUGUUUCCAGUGGCACACCCCUCUAAACACUCUUGCACUGCACUUGUCCCCAUUCUUCACUAUGAAUUUGUAGACCCUAACAGACCUGAUUUGUGAUGGUCUUAUAAAAGAGUUUAUCCCCUGUGUAGAACUUUCAUCAAGUGUAUAUGGGAAGGGAGAGCACCACUGAGGUGUUUUCUACAUCCUCAGUCAGUGGCUGCUGACUGUGUUCAGGUUUUCCAGAUGUCCACAGAGAAUGUCCGACAUAAGAUUUUAAGCUACCGCUGUACUUAACCUUAUAUGCCACCCCUUUCUUAGCUCAGCCUAGGCAUGGUCUAGAUAAAUCAUCUUCAGCUUUGUUUGAGAUGCAGAUUUAGAAUAGUCUCUUCUGAUUCAAAGCAUCCAAAGAAAUACCGUUUUAUUCGAAGAUUCUCUGCAGCAUUAAUGCAUUAUAAGGUAUUCUUGCUUUUGGAAGUAAAGUGCUUCUAAAGUAGAUAUUGACUCUAUUUUAAGCUUCUGUAGAAACCCAUAGCAUUUAAAAAGAUUGUCAUUUUUGAUACUUCAACAUUUUCCUUAAGGUGAUUUCUAAAAAGAAAAAAAUAAAAUGCAUUCUGAAAGGACUUCAAUUUUGUUCUUAUUUGCUUAGAUGCUAUGAGUAAAGGUAGGAGUUAGCAAAGUGUGUUAAUGCAUGAAAGCAAUCUGUGCUCUGUGGCUUGGAAAGGUCCUUGGUAAAACACCUACUUGGUGUUUCUGAAAUGGCCACACUUAUAUAGGCUCUGAUUCUGCCAAAAUUCCAUGCUAUAAUUUAUUAAAAGCACCCAUGUCAGUAUUUGCAGCAUCAUGAACGCCUAUAGGAAACAAGGGUCUGGGAAUAUUACAUUUAAGCAUUCCUCCCUGGAAAACACGGUCACAGCAUUUUAAAUUCACAAAGGGCUUUGGGACAGUGUUAUAAAUCACACAGUAAAAAUAAGAAUGGCUACAAUAUUUUGCUUGCUAAAAAGGCUUUGUGCCUGAGAAGUGACAGGGCCACAGAAGCCCCAUUCAUACACCCAUUCAUGGGCACGGCCUGAUUUAAAAUCUUCCAGUGCUGAUCUGACAAUGCUUUCAGCAAAAGCUCAUGUAUGGUUCCAGUUUUGGAGUGAAAAUGUUCCAUGACUUAAACCGAAGUGCAAGAGCUUGGUUUAAUUGUGCCUACAGCAGAAAAUGAAGGUAAAUGAAGCUGAACAUCCCACAAAACUCUACUUUCAGGAAGCUGUUGGUUUCUAGUGGCAAAAUGUUGUUGUACAAAUAGGAAAUGUUACAUGCCAUGGGCAGAUGUAAUAAAGUGUGUAAGAGUGUUUA
Messenger RNA from Empidonax traillii (willow flycatcher), 2688 nucleotides. It is a transcript of the gene XRCC4, whose product is annotated as X-ray repair cross complementing 4. The record is from RefSeq and is a predicted model, not a curated record. The transcript is spliced from 9 exons. NCBI's taxonomy places the organism in Eukaryota, Metazoa, Chordata, Aves, Passeriformes, Tyrannidae. Gene Ontology annotation, molecular function: DNA binding. Gene Ontology annotation, biological process: response to X-ray; double-strand break repair via nonhomologous end joining; positive regulation of ligase activity. Bases 261 to 1265 code for a protein of 334 amino acids. Gene Ontology annotation, cellular component: DNA ligase IV complex; nucleus; DNA-dependent protein kinase-DNA ligase 4 complex.